AUGCCGCGUCUAGCCGUGCUCAUCUCGGGAUGCUCUGUGUUCCUUGUGUUAAGCUGGGCAAUGGUCGCGAUUCGCCAGGCGAGUCGGCCUCAGUUCCAUUCCUCCUCGCCAACAGUUUUGCCGGCAGCGAAAGCGCAGAAAGAAGGUGGUGUUGGUGUACAUAAGGAGGACGCAGCCAAGCUCAAGACCCGGUUCAAGACCCCUGAUGGGAAGGACCUCGGCGACCGCGAGCUCGAUCGGAAUGGGAAGCCGAAGAAGAGGAUGGGGUCGAGGGGCAUCUCCGUGGACAGGAAGAACAUCGUCGAGACUGUUGAGAUGGACGACCUCAGGGCCCCGCCGGGACGCCUGUGGAUUCCCGCCGCGCUCUCCGGCCCCAUCAACCACGACUCGCCAGACAACGCUCUCUUCAACGUGCUGGUGGCCUACUGCCAGCUGGACAUGGUCGCCUACCACGAGAGCCCGUGGCUCUUCGCGAUGGGAGCGUUCCAUCAACGAACCUCCGGGUGCAUGGACGACCCGAGCUUGACCCGGACGUACAGACUCUCGUCCCUCAAGCGAGUGCUAGAAGAAAACCCCGACGAGUUCAUGGAUCCCACCGGCUUCAUCUACCACGAAACCCGCUGCGGCUCCACCCUCUCGGCGAACAUGAUAGCCGCCGUGCCCUCUAACAUCGUCCACAGAUGUCCCGACGGGUUGAGAGAGGAGCUGGUUCGUACCGUGUUCCGUCUGAUGGGCCCGGUGCAAGACGGCCACACGGACCUGUUCUUCAAGUUCCAGAGCUCCAAGUUCCUGCCGGCGAUCGAGCAGGCGUGGCCGGAGACUAAGUGGAUCUACCUUUUCCGAGACCCCCUCGAGGUCAUGUCCUCCAACCUGAAGGGAGCCUGGCGAAAACAGGUAGCUAGCGCAGAGCGCAAUAUGACGUCCCCCGCGGUCUAUAACCUCGGCGGGCCCUGCGUGAGGGGCGCAAAGGGCGGCGGGUCGAGAAAAGCGCCAAGCCCGGAAAGCCUUGUUACCACUUGCGCUAAGCACCUGGAGACGCUGAAUGAGAUUGCUCUGACGCAGAUCGUGGAGGGCUCUCCCAAUGGGCUGGCCGUCGAGUAUCGGCAGCUACCGGAGGUCAUGACGGAGUACGUGUACCCGAAGCACCUGGGCAUGGCUGAGACCGAGGAGGAGCGUUCGGAGUUCAAGCGCUGGAUGGAGCCAGUGACUCACGUGUACUCGAAGGGCAUGGCAACUCCUGCCGAAGGCGCAGUCUCCAAGGAGUAUCAACAAGGGAUGGAUCUCGAGUUGAAGGAGCAGGGCAGCGACCCGCGCAUGCGAGCAGCGGCUGCCACCAUGUGCGCGAACUACCGCUCCCUCGUCGAACUGCAGCGAUGGCGAAAGGAGGAGCAGGGCAGCACGAUGGGGACCUGUGAUGUCAGAUGACGUGUUCUCUCUUGGGCACGCCACUACGAUAAGUGGUACUUGGUGGGUAUGGUUACUCCGGUUUCUUUUUCAGGGUGGACGAAGCCCUCCUCCCCGAGGCGUGCAGCCCGAAACUCGAGAGGGGCGCUUCCAUGAUAUUUGGGUAGGCGUGAUGGCUGUGGACCUAAUUUUUCACUUAGAACUGCGGCGUUCAAGGGUAAUUAUUUUUUGUGUGCUGAAUGAGGGUGCCCGUUGUGUAGCUGUACAGCCCUCUUCGUACUGGCAAAACGGGCGUGAGGCUAGAAGGACUUACAUGUAGCGCGGGUGCCUGGUGGCCAGAAAUACCACUAGCACUGGCCAUAUACAAAAUACACCGAAAAGUGUAGUACA
Molecule: messenger RNA, 1794 nt
Organism: Ectocarpus siliculosus
Lineage: Eukaryota; Phaeophyceae; Ectocarpales; Ectocarpaceae
Source: the annotation of a GenBank genome assembly